CUUCUGUCUUCGGUAUUUCUUCUCUGUCUGGGUUCUUCUUUCUGAUCGGUGAAGUCUAUUUCUCUUCUUUCUCUGCCGGCGUGAACUUAUUAUCGGUGUUGCUGACUAAUUAGUGGUACCCCUUGUUUCAAAUCCUCGUAUUGAUUCUCCAAAAGGUGAUAUCUAAACCUAAUUUCUUCAAUUGAUUUCUGUUCUGCAAUUAAUUUCUCUUAUAUAACAUGGCUACUGAACGUGAUGACUCGUUGCAAUCGAUUAACGUUAGAUUGAAUAAGAGUAAUUAUACAUAUUGGGCUUAUGUGAUGAAAAACUUUUUGAUUGGUAAAGAUAUGUGGGGAUAUGUUAGUGGUAAUAUUGUUAUUCCUAAUUCUAAAACUAAAGUUGAAGAAUAUGAUAAAUUACUUGCUACUUGGGAACGAUGUAAUGCUAAGAUUAUUACUUGGAUCAAUAAUUCUGUUGAUUUAAGCAUUGACAUGCAUUUAGAUAAAUUUUCUACUGCUAAGGAGGUGUGGGAUCACUUGGCAACACUGUUUUUUCAAUCUAAUUUUGCUAAACGUUAUCAAUUAGAGUCUGAUAUUAGAGAAGCAAAACAAGGUGACAGGGAUGUACAAGAAUUUUAUUCAAUAAUGAAUGGGUAUUGGGAUCAACUUGCUCUUACUGAACCUGCCGAUCUUAAAACGGUUGCUCCAUAUGUAAAGUAUCGUGAAGAGCAGCGUCUUGUUCAGUUCUUAAUGGCUCUUCGUCAUGAUUUUGAAGCUCUAAGAGGUCAGAUUUUGCAUCGUAAUCCAUUACCUUCUCUGGAUUCUGUUGUUAAUGAGUUAUUAGCCGAAGAAGUACGUUUAAAAUCUCAAGCUGGCAGCAAAGGGAUUCUUCCUCUCCCUACUGAAAGUGUAUUAACAGUACCCUCAAAGCCUUAUUUUAAUUACCAUAAUAAACCACAAAGAACUGCUAGCGAUGAAUGCAAUUUCUGCAAGAAGAAAGGUCACUGGAAGGCGCAAUGUCCACAGAUUUUGAAAAAACAACAGCAAGGAACCUUUCACAAGCAAUACCAUACUGCUGCAGCUGCUACUCCUAGAAAUGAGGAACAAUCUUCGCAGUCUCUUAUCGAACGGUUGCAAAAGCUUUUGGUCUCACAGCAAUCCCAUUCUUUGAACCCAAUGACUUCUUCUUUUACAGGUUUGUUUACAUCUAAUGCGUCAGCAUCCGCAGUCGAAGAGAGUGAUUGGGAUAUGCCGUAGAGAAGGGGGAUUAUACGCUUUAGUGGAGUUGCGGAUUCCUGAUGUUGCUGCUUCUACAGUCGACUUAUCAUCUUUUCAUCUCACUGCGAAAUCCAGUAAUUUUUAUUUAUGGCAUUCUCGUCUAGGUCAUGUUUCUGUUUCUCGUCUUAAAUUCUUAGUUUCUAAAGGCUCUCUUGGACAAAUAAAACCACAUGAUAUCUCAGAUUGUAGUGGUUGUCAACUUGCAAAAUUUUCAGCAUUACCAUUCAAUAAAAGUACUUCUUUUUCUGGUAAA
Messenger RNA from Papaver somniferum (opium poppy), 1509 nucleotides. RefSeq lists its product as uncharacterized. The record is from RefSeq and is a predicted model, not a curated record. Bases 219 to 1235 code for a protein of 338 amino acids. Lineage: Eukaryota; Viridiplantae; Streptophyta; Magnoliopsida; Ranunculales; Papaveraceae. Gene Ontology annotation, molecular function: zinc ion binding; nucleic acid binding. The transcript has 2 exons.